Daldinia loculata is the source of this 1511-nucleotide messenger RNA. RefSeq names its product methylthioribose-1-phosphate isomerase. Gene Ontology annotation, molecular function: S-methyl-5-thioribose-1-phosphate isomerase activity. The coding region runs from base 225 to 1391 and encodes 388 amino acids. Lineage: Eukaryota; Fungi; Ascomycota; Sordariomycetes; Xylariales; Hypoxylaceae. The record is from RefSeq and is a predicted model, not a curated record. The transcript is spliced from 2 exons.
GCGGGGUCCGGCAGAAUUUUGAGGAAAUAUUUCGCCAUAUGAUACUACCUAAUGUAUGCAACGGGGACAAUCUAAUAGCGAUGGCGAAAUCCUUAAGUCGACCAGGCCUAUUAUAAUAUCUUUGAACCCAGUAUAAUAAAUUUCCAUAAUACAAUCGCAUAGUGUUUCCACCUAGAAAUUAGUCUCAGUCAAUUUCAACAAAAUAUUCAUCUUUAUCAGAAAAUAUGUCGGGCCUCCAAGCCAUUCGAUACUCGCGGGGUAAACUCGAAGUGCUCGACCAGCUUAAAUUACCCCACGAGCACCACUACGACCAGGUCUCGACGAGCGAGGAAGCAUUCGACAGUAUAAAAUCUAUGAGAGUUAGAGGUGCACCGGCUAUUGCUAUUGUAGCUGCCCUAGCACACGGAGUCGAACUGAACAAUGGAAGUUGCAAGGCCUCGACUGCACACGAGACGAUAUCCUACAUCGACUCUCGCCUAGAUUACCUUAAACAAUCCCGCCCGACGGCCGUAGAUCUCAGCAAUGCAAUUACCCACCUUAAGAACACGAUCCGAUCCGUGAAUGUAGCUAGUAAGGAGGACGAUGCGACGGGACGUGAAGCGAUUAUCGAUGCGUAUAUAGCCGCCGCAGAAAAAAUCUUUCGAAAGGAUACCGAGACCAACCUCUCCAUCGGCAAGCACGGCAGCAAAUGGUUACUCGAGAAUGCACCAACGAAGUCUUCCGAUGGCAAAGUGUCAGUCCUAACACAUUGCAAUACGGGAUCGCUCGCUACAUCAGGCCACGGAACAGCGCUCGGCAUCAUCCGCUCGUUACACUCGGGCGGCCAUCUACACCACGCCUUCUGCACCGAGACUCGGCCAUACAACCAGGGAAGCAGGCUGACCGCCUUCGAGCUAGUGUACGAGGGCAUCCCUUCCACGUUGAUUACGGACUCGAUGGCGGGCGCCCUGUUCGCUACCAAAAAGACUGAGAACAACAUUGCUGCCGUCAUUGUGGGUGCAGACCGAGUCGUACGCAAUGGAGAUACAGCCAACAAGGUAGGGACUUACACGCUCGCUGUGCUCGCCAAAUAUCACGGUCUAAAAUUUAUCGUGGCGGCGCCGACGACGAGUAUCGAUUUGGAAACCGAGACAGGCGCAGGGAUUAAAAUUGAGGAGCGAAAGCCGGAGGAGCUGACGCAAAUCAGCGGAGCUGUAGUAGGAAAGGACGGAAAGGUGGACGUCAGUCGUACGGAGCGCGUAGCGACCGCGCAUCAAGGGAUCGGUGUAUGGAAUCCGGCAUUCGACGUCACUCCAGCAGAGUUAAUCGACGCUGUGGUCACGGAGCGCGGUGUUGUCGUGAAGGGAGCAGAUGGAACCUUCGACUUCAAAGGCAUCAUCCCCGAAAGAUGACCCAUGGCAGUUUGAGAACAAGAAUUAGCACCGAAGAACACCAUGGAGAUCAAAGGACCGACUUUCUGCGGUUAGGAAUUAUGACCUUAGCGGUUCAGCGCAAGACAUCUCCUCUCUUGG